Messenger RNA from Ilex paraguariensis (yerba mate), 846 nucleotides. The record is from the annotation of a GenBank genome assembly. Lineage: Eukaryota; Viridiplantae; Streptophyta; Magnoliopsida; Aquifoliales; Aquifoliaceae.
GAAUGUUUCAUCAUUUUGAGAUAUUGGCUAGGCAUCAAUGCUUUGGAGGAAAAGAAUUAUUGCAAUAGCCUCAGAGUACCCUGAUGUUGAACUUUCACACAUGUAUGUCGAUAAUGCUGCAAUGCAGCUUGUUCGUAAUCCAAAGCAGUUUGAUACGAUUGUAACGAACAACAUUUUUGGUGAUAUCUUAUCGGAUGAGGCUUCAAUGAUUACUGGAAGCAUUGGGAUGCUUCCAUCUGCUAGUCUUGGAGAAUUGGGACCUGGACUCUUUGAACCCAUACAUGGUUCUGCUCCUGAUAUUGCUGGACAGGAUAAAGCAAAUCCCCUGGCAACAGUGCUAAGUGCCGCAAUGCUUUUAAAGUAUGGCCUAGGAGAAGAGAAGGCUGCCCAAAGAAUUGAGACUGCAGUGCUGUAUACUUUAAAUAGAGGGUUUCGUACGGGUGACAUACACUCGGCAGGAAAUAAAUUAGUAGGAUGCAAGGAGAUGGGCGAAGAAGUAUUGAAGUCCAUAGAUCCUAAAAUUUUUGCUGCCAGUUGAGUUCAGAGAAAUAAGAGGCACGGUCCCUUCAGUAUUUGUGUUAUCCAAGUGGAUCUCCAGAGAGGGAUAGAUAUUCAUGGAGCUCAACAGGAAGACAAUUUUCUUGGGUCUCAGUUUCACAAUGAAUUCGGGUCGAUUUGAUUCGGACCUUGUGCACUAUUACCCAGUUUUCGACUUCCAUGUUGUUUUUUUAGGCCCCUUUACAUUUUAAUUUACCUUAUUAAUUUGCUUAGGAAUUGAUUUCUUGGCCAGCAUUUUAGAUUGUUGUAUUUUAUCUGAAACUUUGUAUGAUUAUUAGUUAUUGUCUG